AUGGCGCCUGCAGGGAGAGAAAGACAAACAGCCCGAGGCGCGGCGGGUCAGCAGAGGCGCGGGCGCCAGGCAACCCCCUCCCCGACCCGGCCCCGCCUCACAUACAGACCUGGACCUGCGGCCGCCGCUCGGGGUCCGCAGCCUCACAGGGGAGCGGCUUCCGGUGCUGCCUGCGUCAUCUCCGCGCGUCCCUCCACCCGCGGCGCCGAGCGGACGCGGCUGCACUUCCGGCCCCGCCUUAAAGGGGAAGUGGGAGAGCCGAGGAGCGUAGAGGGAGGCGGAGCAUGCGUGACAUUCUGCAGACUUCGGACUCACCAGUGGUGUUUCAUUCUGUUUAACGUUAUUCUAUUUCAUGCCUUGCUUUUUGGGGCUGAUUUUGUGGAAGAAUAUUUUCUGCAUGCUUUGCCUUAUGUAGAUAUGAAAGUUCUUGAAAUUAAGGAUAAGGCAAGAAAAUUGAACAUGGAGCCCCUAAGAAGUAAUCUUUCCAAAUACUAUAUCCUGAGCCAGUCGGAGGUGUGUAAAGGGAAGAACAUAUUUUUGCUCUCUCUUAUCUUCAGUAGCCCAGGAAAUGGAACAAGGCGGGACCUCAUCAGGAAAACCUGGGGUAACGUGACCAGUGUCCGAGGGCAUCCCAUUCUCACACUGUUUGCUUUGGGAAUGCCUGUUUUGGUGACUGCCCAGCAAGAGAUAGACAAAGAGUCCCAAAAGAAUAAUGAUAUAAUUGAAGGAAUCUUCUUGGACAGUGCUGAGAACCAAACUCUGAAGAUUAUCACCAUGACGCAGUGGGCUGUGACUUUCUGCCCUAACGCCCAGUUCAUUCUUAAGGUUGAUGAAGAGAUGUUUGUCAAUCUACCAAGCUUGGUAGACUACCUCCUCAAUCUGAAAGAACACCUUGAAGAUAUCUAUGUAGGAAGAGUUAUCCAUCAGGAUACACCCAACAGAGACCCUAAUAGCCAAGAAUUUGUCCCUUUCAGUGAGUACCCAGAAAAGUUCUACCCAGAUUACUGCAGUGGUGAGGCCUUUGUUAUGUCCCAAGAUGUGGCUCGGAUGAUGUACAUAGUUUUCAAAGAAGUCCCCAUUAUGGUGCCUGCUGAUGUGUUUGUAGGAAUUUGUGCUAAAUCCAUUGGCCUAAUACCCAUACACAGUUCAAGGUUUUCUGGGAAAAGCCAUAUCAGAUACAACAGAUGUUGCUUUAAGUUCAUUUUCACAUCCUCAGAAACUACAGAUGCUGAAAUGCCCCUGGCAUGGAAGGAAAUUAACAGUGGGAAAGAAUGUACACUGUUUGAAACCUACUAUGGGCUCAUUUCCUGCAAACUUCUGACAUACCUUGACAGCUUUAAACUUUUUCACAUGGGUACCAUAAAAAAUAAUGUCAUGUAUUAUGGUGAUUAG
Molecule: messenger RNA, 1392 nt
Organism: Eubalaena glacialis (North Atlantic right whale)
Lineage: Eukaryota; Metazoa; Chordata; Mammalia; Artiodactyla; Balaenidae
Gene: B3GALT9
Product: beta-1,3-galactosyltransferase 9
Exons: 2
Coding region: 1-1392 (463 amino acids)
Cellular component (GO): membrane
Molecular function (GO): hexosyltransferase activity
Source: RefSeq, a predicted model, not a curated record